GCCUGCGCCUUGGCCCUCUAGGGCGAUGACCGGGAAGCUGCAGACGCUGGCAGUCUCCUAGCAACCAGGUCGCCUGGGAAUGGAAUCAGCGCUCUGGCUGGCAGACACCAGGAGACUACAGGCACUGUAAAGCAAGUGAGGCCGCUGCAGCGGUGAUUUCUACAGAGCUUCGUUUUCAAAGCCCUUUGACGGGUGUGGAAAGAUGGCUCAUGCCCGGAUCUCCAUGUAUAUGCCUCCUGACAUCGACCCCACAAAGGCUGCCAUUGCUUAUGGCUGCCGGGCCUUGCCCAAGCUAAAUGAGGAGCUGCAAUCACCGAAUCUCCAGACAAGGCAGAAAGCCUUGGUGGCUCUGUGUGACCUCAUGCACGACCCUGAGUAUGUCUAUGAGGCCAUCAAAAUAGGCUGCCUGGAGAGCCUGAAGGCCCUGCUGAAGGAUGAUGAUAACCUGGUACGGAUAAAGACCACCGAGGUGCUGUACAUCAUGGCCACCCAUAACGUAGGCAGAACUGGCUUCUUAGAGCAUGACAUCAUCCUAGCCCUGUCACACCUGCUGGAUGAUCACCAGGUCGUCUGCCGGGAGAACCUACACCAGGCAUUCAAGCAUCUGGCACAGCUGCCUGCAGGUGCCCGGGGCAUCGUCAACAGUGGCCUGAUCCCCUCGCUGGUAUGGAACCUGCAUUCAGAGGAGGAACACAUUCAGGAGAUCAUCUUGGACACUCUGGCACCAUGCCUGCAGGAGGAUGCCAGUGAGGCUCUAGAUAGCCACGCUGUGCCCUGUUUUAAGGAGAAGCUCCUCAGUGAGAACCACCAACUGCGCAGCAAGGCUGCUCGGGCACUCAUUGCUAUCAGCAUCCCCUUGGAGGGCAAGCAACAGGUGUGGCAGCAUGAAGUCAUUCCUAUCCUGGUGGAUCUGUUGUUGGAUCCUGAUGAGGAGGUACAAGGUAAUGUGGCUGGGGCCCUGAUGCACGCAGCAGUGACCACUGAAGAGCCUGUUCAAACUCCUUCCUCACCGGUGAGAAGUGAUGUUUGAGAGGACUGCUCAGAGUAAAUAUUAUCAGAACCAGAACCCCAAGAACCCAAGUAAGACUUUCCCCACUGUCCUUUCAAGGAGGCUCAGAGACCCUCCUGGUUAUCAAGAGAAACACCGAGAAGUGUGUGUCCUGGAAUUAAAGGAUCAGCUCAAGUCGGCCCUCUUGUACCAAAGGGGACUGGCUACUGGAUUCAAGUGGCAUUUCAGGUGCGAUCCUAUUUUUAAAAACAGACCACAUGAAAGGAAACCAUUCUCCUCCAGCAAAGCAGGGGCCCCAGGACCUCCGUGGUCUCACGUUCUCAUCGUGCCUCAAUCCACAGCAAGCUGACCCUGUUCCUGCCACAGGGUCCAGCCAAAGUCAGCAACACCCUGCUCCCAGGACCCUGUGCAUUUGGUGUCGACUCUGGAACCCUCUUCUGUGACAUGGCCCCACGUGUGGGUUUAGAUGCAGACCAUUUCCCCCCACAAAAUCCAAUCCAUGUGACUGUGUGGGCCCCUCUCCCAGGUCCCUUUCUAGCUGGGUAUGACUUUCUGUUUUCUCGGCCCCAAACAGUGUCUCUAGCCCCGGACUGUUUUAAGCGCUGGCCCCUUAUGUCCAACAGAAACUCUGCCCUUAAAUGUCUCCAGGCAACAAUGAACACCAGUUAUUCAGAAAACAUUUCAAAAAAAUAGAGGAGGAAGGAGUAUUUUUUUUUUAAACAUGAUUUUUAAAAUUGAUUCUUUGGGAACUUCACAUCAUGCACCCCAGUCCCAUCCACUUCCCAGUCUUUCCUCCCGCCACCCUUGUAGUCCCCUCCCCC
This is a messenger RNA of Peromyscus californicus insignis, 1830 nucleotides long. RefSeq names its product radial spoke head 14 homolog (gene Rsph14). Gene Ontology annotation, molecular function: protein binding. The record is from RefSeq and is a predicted model, not a curated record. Lineage: Eukaryota; Metazoa; Chordata; Mammalia; Rodentia; Cricetidae. The coding region runs from base 203 to 1030 and encodes 275 amino acids. The transcript is spliced from 7 exons.